AUGCCCCUGAAGCUGCCCCUGGGUCAGCCCGCACCGCACUGCUGCCUGUCCGUGACCUGCGUGACCAGGUCGUACCAGAGUCUGGCCCUGCCCUUCGGGGUCGGCUCGCCGAGGUGCGCCCACGUGCAGGAGGCGCGGGACUUGAGCGCGAGGCCCGCGGCGUCUCGCGGCAGGGAGGAGGGAGGAGGAGGAGGCGGCGGGGCGGGCGAGGAAGACGCGGCGAGCGAGAGGAGGGAAGGGCGAGAGGAGAGGGCGACCAAGAUGAGAGAGUGGCAAGAGAGCUCGCCACCUCUUCAACAACAACCACGGCACACGUCGCGACGCGCAGUGCUGUCUGGCACGCGUCUGGAUGGCGAACGCGAGAAGGGCGUCUUCGACGACCGUGAUGCCGAUGGCGACUCGUGGGCGGACACUUCUGCUACAAUUCCACCGUGCGUUCUAAAAUCACCGUCGCCGCCGCCACCACCACCACCACCAUCAUCAUCAUUCACAACUCGACUAUUGAGCCGAAACGUCUCCUUGACUCACGGCUGCGUGCCAACGUCCAUCUGCGGUGGACUCGUCUCUGCGUCCUGCCAGUCGCCGUUUGCAAAGAGCGAGAAAGAGCAUCAGCAGCGGAAGACGACGACGACUUUGGAGGGUGGAGCCCUCGCAGGACCACACGACACGGGCCAAAGUUUGGUGGCCGCGCAGGAAGCAGCAGCAGCGGCGGCGGUAGCUGAUGGGCUAUCCGUGACCACCACAAGCACCACCACCAGCACAACCACCAGCACCACCAACAGCACCACCAAGAGUCGACGGCGCCGCACGGCCUUCACCAGCGAGCAGCUGCUGGAGCUCGAGAAGGAAUUUCACUCGAAGAAGUACCUCUCUCUCACGGAGCGCUCGCAGAUCGCGCACGCGCUGCGUCUGAGCGAGGUGCAGGUGAAGAUCUGGUUUCAGAACAGGAGGGCCAAGUGGAAGCGCGUGAAGGCCGGCAACGGCGCCGCGAGGAGCGGCGAGCCGUCGAGAAACCCGCGCAUUGUGGUGCCCAUUCCUGUGCACGUGCACCGCUUCGCCCUCCGAGGGCAGCAUCAGCAGAACAAGCACCAGCAGCUGCAGGCUGAGAGCGGCCAACAGAAGCAUCAGCAGCAGCAGCAGCUUCAUCGACAACAACAGCAGCAGCCGAAUCAGCAAACGGAGCAAGAAGAACAUCAGCAGCAUGAUUAUCGGCAGCGUCAACAUCAUCAUCAGCAGCAGCAUCAAAAUGAGCGUGGAAAACAUCAGCAGCAUCAUCAGCAAUUGGAUCUGCACACGGAACAAGAGGAACAGCAGCAGCAUCAUCAUCAGAUAACGCAGUACCAAACACAAGGACAUUCCGAUCAUGAGCAACUUGAGCAGCACAUUCAGGGCUCCCAGCAACUUGCCGAUACUGCAGCGAAUGCAGAGACGUGAUUUCGUCACAAGCAGCAGCCAAACCAAGAGUCCGCAGCAGUGUAUUUAAAUAAUGUUUAAUAUUUAAAUAAUCAAACGUACAUGUUGAUUGUAAAUAUACGGCGCGGUAUGUAUGUAGUUCGGUAGGGUUUAAAAGUGAUGCUCACGAUUCAUCAGCAAACCGACGACUUGUUUCUGAAAUGUAUAUAUAAAACAUAUAACUUGUACUGUACACUGCAUUUGAUAUCUGUACUUACAUCACGUGAAUCCGUGUUGAGUAUUUCACACGGCAAGUUUCCUCCGACAUGGUGAGGAUCUCCUGACAACUUCUCGGAGCGAAACAUUUUUUGACCUCGCGGCAGAGAGGUUAAAGGCGCAGUGCCAGAGCCCUGAAAGUGCCAGAGCUCUGAAAGUGCUUUCUGCUGGUGCCACUUUGCUUGCGGAGGGACCUCUCAAUCGACAACUCGAGAGCGCCUUUUUUUUAAAGAGGGUAAUUUGGCCUACUCUUCCACUCUGGCUAAGGCUUACCGGACUUUUGGGGGCGAGUGCUGUUAGCGAGCAGCACCUAUGAAGACCGGCACGGCACACGACGGGGUGGGCGGCCAGCACCACGCCCGAGUGGCGAUGUUUCCACACCGCACCAGGUACUCAUUUGAGGCCGAGUCGACCUAGGGGAUGCCCAGAACCGGUUCAUAUUAAUCGUCGCUGGCUGAGCGUGGUCGCGCGCAUGGACUAGAACUCGCGCCGUCGGGUUCGUAGCGCAGUGCGCGACACCGCUCUCCAUACCCACACUUGACCCCACCGCACAAACGCGAUUUGCCGAUCGAGCGGCUGUCGUGUUACCCAAUUUAAAACUUGCUGGGCGGACAGAAGCGAGGAUGGUCGCUGGACGCCGAGGAGAUCGAAUCGAACGGACCCCCCCCCCUUCGAGGCGGCAAGUCCAUGCGUGCUCACCACGACAGCGCCUCCGGGACACGGCGAGGCGUCACGAAUCGUUGCUUGUGAAGUACUUGACCGAUGAAUUGCAUUAAGCACUUUUAUUGAAACAAGCGGCUUAAGACGUUGAGUUGGUGUUAACUGAACACGGAAUAACACCGCCCCUCCCCCCCCACCAGCCACCCACCCUUGUGACACAGUCUUCAUUUUACAAUGUCUCAUUUUUUACAAUGUGUAAUUUUUACAAUGUCUCCAAAUAAAACUGUCUCAAUCGGACGACGUCGUCAUUUCAUUCGUUAAAGCGGGAGAUGAAGAGGUUUUUUUUUUAUUUGGUAAUGUAUUUACGUUUCCGAAUCUCUAUAACGGACAGGCCAUUUAAAUAAACCAGCGUUCAGUAAAUGGUGAUCCAUUUAUAGAUACCCAGUUGAUAUCUACAUUAAUCAAUCUCCCCCCAUGCCUGCAGCUUACGCAUGAUUGUAAUGUAAACAAAUCACACGGGCUAUAUAGGAUUUUACGGCAUGGGGCGGGGGGGGGUGUUAAAAUAUUUAACGAGCAUGUAGAGUGAGGUGGGAGAUGUGUAGAGACUUUGAAUUAAAACGUAGGGGUUUUUUUUUUACUAUUAAUUGUCUAUUUUAGUGGGGUACCUAUAAAUGGAUCAGCCUGGACAAUAUGAAGGGAUAUCGACCCGCAUAUGACGAUGUUGCAUACAGCGUCAACCCGUACGGCUUAGCCCGUAUUCCUGUACAGGGAAAUUGAGUUUUCAGGUCCAUACGGCGUACAGCCGUUUCAAUACGGGCAACAUUCUGUGUCUGUGUUUCUCCCUUGUGAUGGGACUUUGUAGGAUGAACGUUGAGAUUUAUAAGGGGCACGGGGGUGACCAAUACGGUCUGAAUUAGGGUAGGCACUGAUGAGGGGUCGACAGGUAUGACGUAGUGUUAUAAUAAUUUGCGAUAAUUUAUCGGCAUUUGUUAACCCCACUGCUAGAUGAAGGCCUCCACACGUCGUGUCACUCAUGGGCGUAGUUUGACCAUACUUCACCACGAUGGUCCGUGCGGCUUGGGCAAAGGGGGCGGUGUGGAUGGGGGGG
This is a messenger RNA of Petromyzon marinus (sea lamprey), 3436 nucleotides long. RefSeq lists its product as uncharacterized. Lineage: Eukaryota; Metazoa; Chordata; Hyperoartia; Petromyzontiformes; Petromyzontidae. Gene Ontology annotation, molecular function: RNA polymerase II transcription regulatory region sequence-specific DNA binding; DNA-binding transcription factor activity, RNA polymerase II-specific. Gene Ontology annotation, cellular component: nucleus. The record is from RefSeq and is a predicted model, not a curated record. Gene Ontology annotation, biological process: regulation of nervous system development; regulation of transcription by RNA polymerase II.